AUGGAUCCCAGAUACGGUAGUCCGAGAGCUGUUGACGCCAUAGAUCCCACGUCCUCGUACGAUGCAUGGCCUACGUUACCUUCUACGCGACCUGAAAGUCGUAGAUGUCGCCUCAGUCCCUGCUGUAGACGCUUAUCAUGGACUGCUGUUAGCAUUUUGGAGAUCGUGCUUAUGAUUUUAACGGUUGUCUUUUACUUCUUCUUGCCGAAAACAUAUUUAACUCAAAUUCUUCCCGCUGCCACAGGAGAACAGUCUGAAAUUAACGAGUUUUCGGAAUGGAUCUUGCGGAUGUUUGCAAGCAUGGUUUGCGUUCAGGUUAGCAAAGUAAACAGCUCAAUCUAUCUGAAAUUUAACACAGACUUACGUGUUUUUUAGAGUAACGAAUGAUGAGUUGUUCACUUUAUCAUUUACUUCUUAUAUUUGUAACUCGUACUGAUGUACAUGCAAUUAACAAGUGCCUGAAUUGCAAAUUAUUAAUAGUUAAUAAUGGUUAUUGCAAAAGCUUUAGAUCGUCCUUUUCGAAACUAAAAGUCACUUAAAUCGCUGGUUUCGCAUCCUUUAUUUCAGUGAACAUGCUAAUACGUUUUCAUUUUUAACAUUUUUUUUAUCAGGAUUGUGGGAUAAAUAGUUUGGAAGGUUGCUUGUCCCAAGUUUAUAUUUGUUUUGCUUUGUUGUUGCAAGUUGAUACUCUAGAAAUAACUUGUCAAAAGCUAUUUCUGUAUUGCUACUCUUCCUCACGAUUCACUCGUGACUUAAUCAUUGGAGUAACUAUAGUAAAUUGCAAGUGAAGUUAUCUACUCAUGUGAUCACUUACGUUAAGUGAAAAACAUGUUUUUUUAACUGAAGUGUUGAUAGAUGACCUAGCUGGGAGGUCAGGGGUGGAUCCAGGAUUUUUUUAGGAGGGGGUGCACUCAUCUCCUGCUCUACUUCAACACCAAUAAACCACAUAGUUUUUUUUUGCAGAAUACCAGUUGUAUUAGAAAACAGCAGGUCAUCUCAGGGGGGGUGCGCAUCCCCUGCAGCCUCCCCCUAGAUCCGCCCCUGGAGGUGGUUGACCCCUUGUGUGCUGUGGCUUUUCUUUUUGUUGGAUGUAUUGUGAUUCUUCAACUCCUUUAUCGUUAAAAAAUUAUUAUCAAGGAGAUGCUUGGAAAAAUGCCUUAAGGAGUAAUUGCAGAAUACCCGCCCACUCAAAAGCUGGACCCAAAGAACGUAGUGGGCUUAAAGAUUGAUGCAUUAAAGAAGUGGCUAUGUGGCCACAUGGCUAUGAAGGUACAUAGCGUAAUGGCUUAUCGAGCAUAGCCGCGUAGCUGCUGUUUUUGCCAGGUAUUCUCUGCAGUUAAACCAGAUUUUGAGAAACUGCUUGAUUCUCCUUCGAAAUUGUGUUGUAAUUUUGUUGUGAAACAAAAGGAUGUUUUGACAUUGCAACAACAGCUUCUUACUCAACACAUACCCUAAUUAAUGAAGAUAAAACUAAGGAAAUAAGGAGAUGCCCUCCCCUUGAUCCUCCACAGUUAACAUGAGUAAUAUUGUUCAUCAUUAUCUUAUAAUUCUCAAUGAAUAUCAGUGCAAAGGAAUACAGUUAUUAGUUGUUUUUUUUCCCACAAUUUUUAACUAUUUUACUGUUUCAGAUUACUCUUCUCAUCGCUGGCAUUGGUUGGGGAGACACCACAAGCCGGAAAAUCAUCUACUGGGGAAUGUUGACUGGCGACAUUCUACUAAUUGCAAUCCAAUCAGCAUUUGUGCGCAGCAUGUCAGAGUGGCAUGGCGUUAAUAUUGCAAUUGUUACAGUGGCCUCAGCAUUUGGAUUAUUUAGAAUAAUCACCUUAAUCUUCAAUCCAAGUUGGUGGCUGUGGGUUCCAGAACCUAACUUUUGA
Messenger RNA from Porites evermanni, 1874 nucleotides. The record is from the annotation of a GenBank genome assembly. NCBI's taxonomy places the organism in Eukaryota, Metazoa, Cnidaria, Anthozoa, Scleractinia, Poritidae.